Messenger RNA from Triticum urartu, 1180 nucleotides. RefSeq names its product transcription repressor OFP16-like. The record is from RefSeq and is a predicted model, not a curated record. Gene Ontology annotation, biological process: negative regulation of DNA-templated transcription. Lineage: Eukaryota; Viridiplantae; Streptophyta; Magnoliopsida; Poales; Poaceae.
AAACUCCCCGCAGCAUCCACCACGCUCUCCCUCCAUUCACCGCGCACAACGACCUCCCCCACUCUCUCCAGCCAAGCUGGCUAGAGAGCGAGCCCAGGGAGCUAGCUGAGCCCGCUUCGAGGCAAGAAUUCAAAGCGCCAUGCUGGGCUGCUUCUCCCGGCUCCGGCGGCCGGCCUCCGCCGCGGCGGGGGCGCCGGCGCCCGUGCAGCCGCCCGACGAGGCGUCCACGUCGGCCUCCACCCCGGAGACCUCCCCGCGCUCGUCCUCCUCCUCCGCCCGCUUCAAGAGCGCGUGCCUCCGGGACGGCGGCAGGGGCGGGGACGUGGAUGUGACCGUCGCGAAGGAGUGCCCGCCGCUGUCGUCCAUGCUCGCCGUGGACUCCGGGCUGUCGUCGGCCAUCGCGUCCCGGCGGUUCUUCCUCGCCUCCCCGGGCCGGUCCAACUCCAUCGUGGACUCGUCGGCGGCGCACGCGGCCGCCGUGCUGGGCGUGGGCGCGGCCGGGGUGGCGGUGCCGACCUACUCCCCGGACCCACACGCCGACUUCCUGCGGUCCAUGGAGGAGAUGUCGGCGGCGCUGCGGCUGGACGCGCGGCGGCGCGGCGACCGGGCGCGCCUCCACGAGCUGCUGCUCUGCUACCUGGCACUCAACGACAAGCGCGCGCACCGGUACGUCGUCAGCGCCUUCACCGACCUCCUCCUCCGCCUCACCGCCACCGACGACCUCGACGCCGACGACGAGCAGCACGGCAGCAUGUAGCAGCCGCGCCGACGUGCCUGCCUGCCUGCCUGCCUGCAGAGCUCAACACUUUCGUCCAUUAUUUCUCAUAUUUUUUCGGGUGCAAGAUGCUGGUGCUGUGUGCUCAGUUCCCAGCAGACAGGCCAUGCAUCUGAUCUGACUGUAAAAAGAAUUGUUCGUGUGCAAUUUCGCGGCAAAAAAAGCCGCUUUGUACCUUUGUGUGGGCGUUGGCUGCUUUUGCCCUUUAUGAAAGGCGUGAGCGUGCUAGCGAAGACGGGGAAUAUCUUAGCUUCCACAAUUGCACCGCUUUGUUUCUUUGUGUAAUUGCGUUUGUCUUUUCAGCCACCUCCCCGCGCUUUCACCUUUAGCUUUGUGUUGGGGCAUCUGAAGGCUAGUUUGGUACAUGUCAGGCAUGGUUAUGCCGUGACCAUUGCUUUGUACGUA